GGCCCCCCACCGCCUCCGCAACGCCAGCGUUAAGUGUGCAAGCUGGCCAGAUAAACUUUUGUUCCGAGGGCUUGGAUUAAAAACCGCCAAAAUUGUGGAGGCAAUUAAAAUGAAGACUGAGCUGCGUUCCUGCGCAGCGUGCGGCGAACCAAUCUCAGAUCGAUUUUUUCUCGAGGUUGGCGGCUGCUCGUGGCACGCCCACUGCCUGCGAUGUUGCAUGUGCAUGUGCCCGCUGGAUCGUCAACAGUCCUGCUUCAUCAGAGAGCGGCAAGUCUAUUGCAAGGCCGACUACAGCAAAAAUUUUGGCGCCAAGUGCUCGAAAUGCUGUCGCGGCAUCUCCGCCUCCGAUUGGGUGCGACGUGCCCGCGAUUUGGUAUUUCAUUUGGCUUGCUUCGCCUGCGAUCAGUGCGGGCGCCAGCUAUCCACCGGCGAACAGUUUGCGCUCAUGGAUGACCGUGUGCUCUGCAAGGCUCAUUAUCUCGAAACGGUCGAGGGUGGCACCACAUCAAGUGACGAUGGCUGUGAUGGUGAUGGUUAUCACAAGAGUAAAACGAAACGCGUGCGCACCACCUUCACCGAGGAGCAACUACAAGUGCUGCAGGCCAACUUCCAGAUUGACAGUAAUCCGGAUGGUCAGGAUUUGGAGCGCAUUGCAUCGGUGACGGGUCUGAGCAAGCGCGUAACGCAAGUUUGGUUUCAGAAUUCGCGUGCGCGCCAGAAAAAACACAUACAUGCUGGUAAGAAUAAAAUACGCGAACCGGAAGGAAGCUCAUUUGCCCGUCAUAUUAACCUGCAGUUAACGUAUUCAUUUCAGAAUAACGCACAAAAUCCCAUGCACAUGAAUGGCAAUAAAGCGGGUCUUUACCCAGCGCACGAAUCCUCUAUGGAUGAGUUGUCACAGGACUCGAGUGUGCAUUGUAUGCCCAGUGAGGUGUGACUAGAGCAGCCGCCUGCAC
Messenger RNA from Scaptodrosophila lebanonensis, 956 nucleotides. It is a transcript of the gene Awh, whose product is annotated as LIM/homeobox protein Awh. Gene Ontology annotation, biological process: neuron differentiation; regulation of transcription by RNA polymerase II. The record is from RefSeq and is a predicted model, not a curated record. The transcript has 6 exons. Bases 110 to 937 code for a protein of 275 amino acids. Gene Ontology annotation, cellular component: nucleus. Gene Ontology annotation, molecular function: DNA-binding transcription factor activity, RNA polymerase II-specific; RNA polymerase II transcription regulatory region sequence-specific DNA binding. Lineage: Eukaryota; Metazoa; Arthropoda; Insecta; Diptera; Drosophilidae.